AUGUCUCAGCAAUCGGAUCCCGGCACAGAACACAAGGAGCAUCGAAGUUACGAGGCAGUCAAAGCUCUCAGUGAGGAUGCCUAUAUUGUUCGUCGUGUUUCGGAUGGCGAACAAUUCAUCGGCCACGCAUGGGACCUAGAAGGGGACUUCGCGGCUGAUGAUCUGAACGAUCACCUCAAGCGAGGUGCUGAAACCCCGGUCUGGGCCCUGCUCAAUCACGAGAAUCUGAUGUCAAUCGUGGGAAGUACUGAAAAUGUGGUAUUCAUGGGCUCUGGCAACCAUCUCAAGCGACUCUUACUCUGGGACUUUGCCGAUGCUGGCACGCUAAAGGCGAUAUUUGAGGAUCCACCCCUGUAUCCGACAGAGACGGGAUUUUUGCCUGAGAGUCUGUGUUGGCAUGUUGUGAUCAGCGUCCUUAGAGCUCUGGCAUGGUUGCACGAAGGCUAUCGCGAGGAGUACCACAUCGCGCCUCGCGAUGGAGACACUGUGUGCGAGAAGAAGACGUGGGUCAUUGACUCGGACUGGAUGCCCAUCCUGCACCGCAACAUCACACCUGCAAACAUUUUUUUCCAGCAUCCGAAGGGCUCCGAGACGUACGGCUUUUGCAAACUCGGCAACUUUGGCAAGGCUUUCGUCUCAGGUCAUGUCAAUAAUAAGUCUGGCGGACCUGUGGUGACGGUCAGGUCGGGCGAUGUGCCCAUGGCGGACCUGCGCAAUACGAUUGCAGUAGAGGAUAUCUACACAAUCCCGAAGGGCAAGCGGCCCUAUACCAAGGGUACGGAGCUUCACAAGCUCGGUGCUAUUCUCCAUCGUAUGAUGACCGGAUCAGCUGCACCGCCCGAAGAGGAAUGCAGCGGCUGCGGGUGUCGACACAAUGACCCGUCAGCUCCGACUUGCUCUCACGCCGACUGUCACGGAGAUGUCAAUUGGAUGUCCUUGGAGGCACGUCUGAAAGACUACACUGCUGGGCUCAAGGAAAUCCUGUUCAUGCUUCUUUCUGCAUACCGGGGCAGUGGUAAUCCCGUGAAUGCCAUUGCAUGCCUCGACGUUGCGAAUCAAGCAUUCCUCUGGUGGAAGUCUGGGACUCCUGACGGUCACUUAUUUGUAGAAUGGGAAGAUGACCAGGACAAGAGAUGGAAGAACCUCUUGCACAAGCACGAGAAGGUAACGACGGUAGGAGGGGCUGUUGCGGCCGGUUGA
Molecule: messenger RNA, 1200 nt
Organism: Phaeoacremonium minimum UCRPA7
Lineage: Eukaryota; Fungi; Ascomycota; Sordariomycetes; Togniniales; Togniniaceae
Product: putative g2-specific serine threonine protein kinase protein
Exons: 2
Coding region: 1-1200 (399 amino acids)
Biological process (GO): protein phosphorylation
Molecular function (GO): ATP binding; protein kinase activity
Source: RefSeq, a predicted model, not a curated record